AUGGACUCAACUAUGAAAGAUGCGCCUCCAGAGGGAAAGGGUGCUGUUCCGGUGACGAAGGAUGUUGGCAAUGCGGAAGCAGAAAAGUUCAAGGAUGAGGCAAACAAGCACUUUGGAAAGAAAGAGUACAAGUUGGCUAUAGAUUCUUACUCAAAAGCCAUCGAGAUGGACCCCAAUGUUGCACCCUAUUUCGGCAACAGAAGCUUCGCUUAUUUACGCACCGAAAUGUUUGGUGCAGCCUUACAAGACGCCACUUCAGCCAUCACGUUAGAUCCGUCGUACAUCAAGGGCUACUACCGCAGGGCAGCGGCUUACAUGGGUCUAACGAAAUUCAAACUCGCUCUGCGGGAUCUCGAAGCAGUGGUAAAAGUUAGGCCUAACGAUGCGGACGCGAAGCUGAAGCAUCAAGAGUGCAAGAAAAUUGUUCAACGAUUAGCUUUUGAAAAGGCGAUUGCGGUCGACGAAGUCAAGGUCUGUGUGUCAAGCACUAUCAGCGUCGAUGAAAUCGAUGUGGAAACAUCUUAUACGGGUCCAAGAUUGAAAGACGACAAGUUAGUCACGAAAGAGUUUUUAGUCGACUUGUUGGAAACGUUCAAACGACGGGAGAAGUUGCAUCGCAAGUACGCUUACCAGAUUUUGCUGGACAUCAAGGCGUAUUUCGAAAAACAACCUUCGCUGGUGUCUGUGAAUAUUCCACCCGAAUCCAAGUUCACGGUUUGUGGUGAUAUUCACGGGCAAUUCUACGAUCUCGUCAACAUUUUCUCGCUGAACGGGUUGCCGUCGGAGACGAAUCCUUACCUGUUCAACGGGGAUUUCGUCGACCGCGGUUCGUUCUCGGUGGAAUGUAUUUUCACGCUGUUUGGGUUCAAGUUGCUGUUGCCAGAUCAUUUUUUUCUUGCCCGUGGGAACCACGAAACGGAGACAAUGAAUCAGAUGUACGGCUUUGAAGGAGAAGUUAAGGCGAAAUACUCGGAUCAGAUGGCACAUCUGUUCACGGAAGUCUACAACUAUCUCCCGUUGUGCCAUUUGCUCAAUGAUAAGGUCCUAGUUAUGCAUGGAGGCCUUUUCUCGAAAGAUGAUGUUACUUUGGAUGACAUCAGGAAAGUGGAUAGGAAUCGACAGCCACCAGAAGAAGGUUUGAUGUGUGAGCUGCUGUGGUCAGACCCGCAACCCGAGAGAGGAAGAGCACCUAGUAAACGUGGAGUUGGAAUCCAGUUCGGGCCCGAUGUGACUGAUAACUUUUUGAGACACAACGAUUUGUCUUAUGUCAUUAGAAGUCAUGAAGUGAAGCCCGAAGGCUACGAAGUCGCGCACGAUGGCAAAUGUAUCACCAUAUUUUCAGCUCCAAAUUACUGUGAUACCAUGGGUAACAAAGGUGCCUUCAUCACUAUGAACGGCAGGGAUCUUAAUCCAUCGUUUGUUUCAUACGACGCAGUGCCGCAUCCUGACGUGAAGCCGAUGGCGUAUGCCAACAGGUUGAUGUCAUUGUUCACGUGA
Notodromas monacha is the source of this 1497-nucleotide messenger RNA. NCBI's taxonomy places the organism in Eukaryota, Metazoa, Arthropoda, Ostracoda, Podocopida, Cyprididae. The record is from the annotation of a GenBank genome assembly.